Molecule: messenger RNA, 2493 nt
Organism: Pararge aegeria (speckled wood butterfly)
Lineage: Eukaryota; Metazoa; Arthropoda; Insecta; Lepidoptera; Nymphalidae
Exons: 3
Coding region: 252-1409 (385 amino acids)
Source: RefSeq, a predicted model, not a curated record
CACAAGCUUCAUUCUAGCGAUUUGGGGUUUUACUUAUUGUAGCAACACUCUCUAGCUAUCAGCCUUCACGUUAUUCAUAGUAGGGAAAAAACAAUUUUUCGUAUGGUAUCACUAUAUUUUUCCCACCCUCACGUAGACAUCCCUACCAUCAAUCAUUAACAUUUUCGUGCUCAGGGCCUUCGCACGUUGUAUUUUUUAUUUUAUUUGUUACAUUUUAGUAUUAAAAUAAAAGUGAAACUAUAUAAUACACGAUGGGCAAAAGGAAGACAGAGGCGAGGGAAGCGAAGAUUCUUAGAAAGAUAAGGAAACUGGAAGAAAAAUUGUCGAACACACCGGCGAGGAAACGUAUAAUGCGUCUACCUUCUAGUAGUUCGAGUGACGAGAAUAAUAAUGUCAGCCAGACGAAGAAUGACAUAUUAUACCAGGCUUUACCGGAUUCGUUCGACGCUCUUGAUGAUGUCACCGAGCGACGUCCAGACAUCGUGUUAUCAAUGGAGGACAUAACACGGCCUGAGGCGGCUGUUGAGAUACCAGCAGUUUCGCAGAUCGGCGGUGCCGAUUCAGCAGUCUCUGAAAUCGAGGGGAAUAAUGACCUCGAGUUGGAUGGGUCAAUACUUUCAUUGUUAGGUGAUGUUCCCGAACUUGUUACUGAACUCGGACCUCCUAUCCAUAAGGAUAUUGCCACAAGAUGGCAAGACAUUUUGAAAAGAGGGCUUAAAGAGGAUAUCAAAAGAGACUUGGUAAAGUUAUAUCCUAUACCUAAUAAUUUAGAAACACUGGUACCACCAAUUCUAAAUCCUGAAGUAAAAGUAGCACUAGCAGAAAGUUUAGUAAAACGAGACUCUUCUAUUUUUCAUAAACAAAAACAGAUCGGGUUGGCAUUGUCAGCACUUAGUAAAUCUGUCGACUCUAUAAUAAGUGACCCAGCCAAAAAGUUACAUAUCGACACAAAAUCGAUAUUAUUAAGACCUUUAAGUGAUGCUUGUCGCAUUUUAUGUGAUGUAUACCAGCUCGAAACGAAAAGACGAAGAAUGCUUAUUUUAAGUUCGAUAAACCAGAAGAUGAAAGACAUCGUUAUGGAUACAUUACCUGAAAAAUAUCUCUUUGGUGACAACAUGUCGGAGAAGUUAAAGACAGCUCAAGGUAUUAAUAGAUCGGGACAAAUUUUAAAAGUCAUACCGAAGACAAGUUUUUUGAGUAAAAAUGCUACGUCAACUACAUCAGUCCCAAAGUCUUUAAACCAACGGACCCCAUAUCGGAAAAUAACAGCACGUUCUUAUAUGGGGAAACAACGACUGCAGGACCGUGCAGCGCCAGCGCCAACUCCAGCGCCAGCUCAGGGCCGCCAGCGGCACUACCGCCGCAGCCCUCCACCUCCUCCGCGGCGUCAGAGACAGCAGCGGUUUUGAGCAUUGACCACGAGACUUCAUCACAAUCUGCACAGCUCGCUAGAAUUGAUUGCCGUGCGAUUGUCAGGAAAACGCUAAUAGAACGACAUCUUUCCUCAAGAUCUGUGGAUAUCAUCUUAUCGUCCUUAGCUGACAGUACCUAUAAGCAAUAUGAUGGAUGUAUUAGGUCUUGGAUAACAUAUUGCGAGAAUAAAGAACUAAGCUAUUGCUCUGCAUCGAUUCCAGAAAUUAUACAUUAUUUAAGUCAGCUUUUUGACCAGGGAGCAAAGUAUGGGACUAUUAACUCUCAUAAAUCAGCAAUAAGUUUAUUAAUGGGAAAUUCUAUUGAUGAUACCAGAGUUAAGAGAUUUAUGAAGGGAGUGUAUAGGUUACGGCCUCCCGCGCCUAAAUAUGAUAUAACUUGGGAACCUAAUAUAGUUUUGAAUUAUUUAAGCAAGUUAUGGCCCAACCAUACGUUGAGCUUAGAGGACCUUUCAAAGAAAGCUGUUACACUUAUUGCCUUGGUGACGGCUCAUCGUGUCCAGACGAUAUCUCUCAUAAAGACUAGAAACGUGUUUGUAAAUCAGGGUAGUGAAGUGAUUAUCAAAAUACCCGAUUUUAUAAAGACUUCUAGGUUAGAUGCACAUCAACCUUUGUUAAAACUCCCCUUCUUCACUCCCCGGCCUGAAAUCUGCCCAGCAUUAUGCGUCUUAGCUUAUUUAAAUAGAACUGAGAAUUUGCGGGUAAAUAAUCAAGACAGAUUAUUUUUAAGUUACAAGAAACCUUAUAAAGAGAUAUCGACGCAGACAUUAAGUCGCUGGAUAAAGACUAUUUUGGCUAACAGUGGCUUGGAUACUACAAUAUUUAGUGCCCAUAGCACUCGCCAUGCAUCAACUUCGUCGGCUUAUAGGCUGGGAGUCAAUCUUGACAUUAUAAGGAGAACGGCUGGUUGGAGUGAAGCAUCUGGAGUUUUUGCUAAAUUUUAUAAUAAGGAAGUUAUUGUUAACGAUAAAAGCUCAUUUGCUCAAUCCAUUCUUAGCAACCAUUGUAACUAAGAUAAUUAGAUUAAUAAGAGUUUAUUACAUUCUAUUAAAGAAAAAAGACU